AUGGAGUCUUCGGGAAACCCCCCGAGUUACGAAGAGACCACGCAAGUCUCCAAUUCUAUGAUAACAAAGUUCAUCAGUCAACUUGAAACUGCGCGAAGUUGCAAGAACUUACUACAUGUCCUCUUAUCAGACAACGGACUAAGCCCCGACGACAAAUGCAAAGCUAUGGAAAAGACAGAUGAGAUCCCAGCCCUUGAACAAGAGAAAGAGACUAUGUGCCUUGAAGAUAGACUUCGGCUUCAGGACUCUCAUAAGCUUGCUCAGUCGGUGUGCUAUUGUUAUAACAUUCGAUACGCCUCGAAGUACAAAGUAAAUCGGCAGCACGAGCAUUCGCAAGUCAAAGAAUGCACAUCGACUGGUAUCUAUCUGCUGAGCUACGGGAAGAUUGCGAGAGGCGAGGAGGUUGCUGUGGGCGGACGUGUGGAUGUUGCGAAAGACCACGAACGAUCGAUGGGCUUAACACAGAAGGGAUGCAUAACCGGGGCCAUUGCACUUCAGCGUGCUCCUGUUGUCUGA
Molecule: messenger RNA, 516 nt
Organism: Penicillium expansum
Lineage: Eukaryota; Fungi; Ascomycota; Eurotiomycetes; Eurotiales; Aspergillaceae
Exons: 2
Coding region: 1-516 (171 amino acids)
Source: RefSeq, a predicted model, not a curated record